Messenger RNA from Acipenser ruthenus (sterlet), 2316 nucleotides. RefSeq lists its product as uncharacterized. The transcript has 6 exons. The coding region runs from base 1 to 2316 and encodes 771 amino acids. NCBI's taxonomy places the organism in Eukaryota, Metazoa, Chordata, Actinopteri, Acipenseriformes, Acipenseridae. The record is from RefSeq and is a predicted model, not a curated record.
AUGAAAGAAGGAAGAUGGAGGGAGGAAAAAACUGGAAAGAGAGAGGCUGAAACAGAGGGAGGAGUGGAGGAAGAGAGAGGUAUGGAGAAAGCAGUUGAGGGAGAGGAAGGGGAGGAGGGGGGUCUAAAUGAAGAAAAAGGGAGGAAGGGAGAAGUGGGACUAAAAGAGAAGGGAGAGCAGGGGGAGGAGGAAGGGAAGGGGGUAUUUGAAAAGGAGGGAGAAAUGAAGGAAGAGAAUAGGAAAGAGGGAGAAGAGGAGAGAAAGAUUAAAAUGGAAGAUGGACUGGGGAGAGAGAUUGGGGAAGAGGGAGUAAUUAAGGAAGGAGGAGUGGAGGGAGAAAAGGGGAAUAAGGAAGGAAAGGAUGAGAGGGAUGAAGAGAAGGUGGAGGAGGGAGGAGUGGAGGCAGAAAAGGGAGGAACUAGAAAGGAGGGGGAGGUGGUGGAAGAUGCAGGAAUGAAAGAAGGAGAAAAGGAGGAGGAGGGAGGAGUGGAGGAAGGGAAGCUGAGAGAGAAGGGUAUGGAUGGAGGUGUUGAAGAGGGAGGAGUUGUGGGCAAGGAGGGAGAGAAGGGGGCGGAGGCAGGAGUAGAGGAAGAGGGAGGUGUGGAGGGAGAAGAGGAAGGAAAAAUAGGCAUGGAGGGAAAAGAGCAAGAGAAGGGGAAGCAGGCAGAUGUGGACAAUGGAAGAGUGGAAGGGAAAGGGAAGGAGGAGGGAGAGAAGGGAGGAAAGGAGAAAAGAGUUGAUGAGGGAGAAGUGAAGAAAAAAGAGAAGGGAGAGCAGAGCUUGGCAGGAGGAGUAGAGGAAGAAAAAUGGAAGGAGGGAGAAGAGGAGGGAGGAAUAGAGGAAGAGAAAUGGAAGGAGAAAGAAGAGGAGGGUGAGAUGGGAAUGGAAGAAGGAGAGGAGGGAGGAGUUGAGGAGAGAAAAGUGGAGAGAGAAAAUGGAAAGGAGAGAGAAGUGGAGGAAGACAAGGGAAUAGAAGGAGAGAUGGGAGAGGAGGGAGAAGUUGAUGGACAAAUAGAUGAAGGGAUGUUGGAGGAGGGAGGAGUGGAAGGAAAAGAGGAGAGAGAAGUGGAUGAAGGGGAGUUAGGAGAGAAGGAUAUGGCUGGAGGUGUUGAAGAGGGAGUUGUGGAAGAGGAGAGAGAGAAGGGACUGAAAAAAGAGGUGGGCGAGGUUGUGAAGGGAAGAAUUGAGGAGGGAAGGGUGGAGAAAAAAGAGAAGGGAGAGUGGAGCUUGGCAGGAGGAAUAGAGGAAGAAAAAUGGAAGGAGGGAGAAGAGGAGGGUGAGAUGGGAAUGGAAGAAAGUGAGGAGGGAGAGGAGGGAGGAGUUGAGGAGAGAAAAGUGGAGAGAGAAAAUGGAAAGGAGAGAGAAGUGGAGGAAGACAAGGGAAUAGAAGGACAGAAGGGAGAGGAGGGAGGAGUUGAUGGACAAAUAGAAGAAGGGAAGCUGGAGGAGGGAGCAGUGGAAGGAAGAGAGGAGGGAGAAGUGGAGAAACAGGAGUUGGGGGAGAAGCAUAUGGCUGGCGUUGUUGAAGAGGGAGUUGUGGAAGAGGAGAGAGAGAAGGGAGUGGAGGAUGAGGAGGAGGAGGAGGAGGAUAAGGGAAGAGUUGAGGAGGGAGGAGUGGAGAAAAAAGAGAAAGGAGAGUGGAGCUUGGCAGGAGGAGUAGAGGAAGAGAAAUGGAAGGAGGGAGAAGAGGAGGUUGAGAUGGGAAUGGAAGGAGAGGAUGGAGAGGAGGGAGGAGUUAAGGAGAGAAAAGUAAAGAGAGAAAAAGGAAAGGAGAGAGAAGUGGAGGAAGACAUGGGAAUAGAUGAAGGAGAGAAGGGAGAGGAGGGAGGAGUGGAGAAAAAAGAGAAGGGAGAGUGGAGCUUGGCAGGAGGAGUAGAGGAAGAGAAAUGGAAGGAUGGAGAAGAGGAGGGUGAGAUGGGAAUAGAAGAAGGAGAGGAGGGAGAGGAUGGAGGAGUUGAUGGACAAAUAGAUGAAGGGAAGGGGGAGGAGGGAGGAGUGGAGGAAGGAGAGUUGAGAGAGAAUGAUAUGGCUGGAGACAGUCUUCCCAGUUCUACACUUUGGAUCAAGGAGACUGUCCUGAGCGAGUGGGAGCCAGAGGAGAACCACCCCUGCCCUGAACCCCCAGAGUCCCUCCCCCGGAAGAGGCGACAGAGGAGAGGGAGAGGCAAGAGGGGCUCGGCAAAGAGGAUUGAGUCGUCCCCCUCAGAGAGUCAGACAACACCCCCUGAUGUACCCAGCAGCAUCCCCUCUGGACCACCAGUCUCCCAGCCCCAAAUGACAAGAUUUUAUAUGCAGAACUGUUACUCCAAGGCAUAA